Penicillium canariense is the source of this 381-nucleotide messenger RNA. RefSeq lists its product as uncharacterized. Lineage: Eukaryota; Fungi; Ascomycota; Eurotiomycetes; Eurotiales; Aspergillaceae. The record is from RefSeq and is a predicted model, not a curated record. The coding region runs from base 1 to 381 and encodes 126 amino acids. The transcript has a single exon.
AUGACGAUAGAGAAAUGCGGCUGCGAUCCCCUCGACCUUUUCGAUAUCCUCCAUCGGCUCGACCAACUCGGCAAGCUGCACGCCGCCAGCUCUGCUCCAUCGCGCGCUUCAUCCCCCUCCUCCCCCUCCUCGUCGCGACCCGAGUCUUCCCGCAGGCAUCUCGCACAUAAGGACAAGUCAUCGCCACCGCGCGCGCGCCCCGCAAAACCCACACUCGAAUUUGUGUUACCGCGCGUUUGCUGGGAAUCCCAUCGGAAUCGCACCGGUCGACUGCCUGAGGACGCGUCAAUCCAUCUCGAAUCGAAUAUCCCCCUUUCCCCUUCGACUCCAGAAUCCUCUUAUCACCCAGCUCCCCCGUCGCAGUCAACCCGGUUGUGGUGA